GUGUCAAAACAAGUUGAUGUUAAAAAAAAAGAAAAACAAAAUUAUCAAUGAAAAAUUGCGUAUGAAUAUCAAACUGUUUUAAGAAAACCUAUUGAAAAGUAGUUUAUGAACGGAAUUAUGUUAAAAAAUUGAUUUAAACACAAUUAUUUUUAGAAGAAUAGUGGUUGAAUUUUGACGUAUAAUGGUACCAACACAGUUUUUGUUGUAAGAAAUUUCUGUUGCGAAAAAAAUUUGCCUUAGCCUCUUGCAUAAAACACAUAAAUCGCCGUAUUUGUUUAUCUUUCUGUAUUUCACCAUGGUAAAAGUGGAUGUUGAGUAUUGCGGAAAAUGUAAUUUCGAAUGGCAAUGUAAGAUGUUGCAAAAUUUCCUGCUCCAACAAAAGCCAGAUAUGGAAAUGGUUUGUCAUAAAGGACGACAAGGCUCAUUUGAAGUAAAAAUCAAUGAUGAACUGGUACACUCGAAACUACAAUCAUUGGCCUUUCCCGAUCACCAAAGUGUCUUGGAAAAUAUUAAACGAGCUGAGCAAGGACAGCCAAUGGUCAAGACCAAAGAACAGCCCAUAGAAAAUUGUGCAAUAAUGUGAGCGUUUCCUAUAAAAUCCUAGCACAAAAAAUUGUAGUUUAUUUAGAUUAUAAAAAGAAAACUUGAAAAAUAUUUUUUUAAUAAAAAUAUUUUUUCUUUA
This is a messenger RNA of Musca domestica (house fly), 682 nucleotides long. RefSeq names its product migration and invasion enhancer 1. Gene Ontology annotation, biological process: positive regulation of filopodium assembly; negative regulation of apoptotic process. Lineage: Eukaryota; Metazoa; Arthropoda; Insecta; Diptera; Muscidae. The transcript is spliced from 2 exons. Bases 296 to 583 code for a protein of 95 amino acids. The record is from RefSeq and is a predicted model, not a curated record.